Candidozyma pseudohaemuli is the source of this 3729-nucleotide messenger RNA. It is a transcript of the gene RPM2, whose product is annotated as ribonuclease P. NCBI's taxonomy places the organism in Eukaryota, Fungi, Ascomycota, Pichiomycetes, Serinales, Metschnikowiaceae. The transcript has a single exon. Bases 1 to 3729 code for a protein of 1242 amino acids. The record is from RefSeq and is a predicted model, not a curated record.
AUGUCAUUCAAAUUAAGGGAGCUGGGGAGAAUCCAGUUCUUCCAGUCUUCCCUUCCCUACUUGAACAAUAAUGCUGUGACUAAAUUUCAGCGAAACCAUACUAGACGUUGGCGUUCCGAAGACCCCCAUCCUUCGAACCACAAGUUCUUAUCCAUUUCAAAUGGCCACUAUGGCAUCUACUUCACAAUUUUUAAUCAUGAAUUGAGACGAGAGGAGAAGAACGGCCUUCAUGACAGUGGUUCCCAUGUCUUAAUGGUGUUCCCCUCGGGAUCACUGCUGUCAAUCUACAUUCCAUAUUUCGUCAUAAGUAAAGUCAAAGAAGAGGUUUACAGCCACAUCGAUCACCUUAAAACAGUAUCGAAGGAAUUCUUGUCAUCUUGGGCAUUGGUGAAACCCAAGCACUUGCUGCAGCAGCAGUAUUUCAUAAGGUCAUUCACUACAUCUGCCACUGAAAAAGAGCAAGAGCCACUCAAAAUCACCCCUUUGUCACAACCUAAAAUAGAGGAGGUUGUGGAAGAGUUCGGUGGCGAAGAAGUGCCAUUCGCGGAGUCUUUCCGUAAGUCUCAGUGUGACGAAAUCACGAAAGUAUACAACACCCAUGCAUCUCCCGAGGACCUUGACAUCAUAUAUCCAUUAUACCAGGCACUCAAACGAAACGAUAUUCCCCUCCCCACCAUCGAGCUUUACAACAUUGUCCUUGAAUCUAUUUUGUCUCGAGCACUUGACAGCGACAAGUCCUCUCUCGCUUCCAUCGAGUCAAAACUCACAAAUCUUCUCACCGUUUAUCAGGAUGUUCUUCACCUUUGUUCGAGCACAUCUUUGAGACCCGACAGUACCACUUACAAUCUUGUCCUAAAAGGAAUCUUUGAAGGUUGUGUCGAAACAGUCAGCGCCGGCCGCUCUCCUUCUGUGGCACAUCACAUAUAUCAAGAAUUUGAGGCAAAGGCGAAAGAAUUCGGCCAGGUAGGCACUGACCUUUUUCUUUCAUUGAAGGACUGCCUGAAUCUCGCACUUCCUUCCAUACUUCCUCACAUGGUCGCUGCUAUUACCAGUUUUCCGGAGCUCUUGACAGUCGAUCUCGUCGAAAAAAUCUUGGAACAUAGGACGACAGUGACUGGUGCAGGCUCAUUCUAUGUUGGUCUCAUCGAGUUGUCCCAGCACUUCGCCUCCUUGGGUAUGCCCAAUCUGAGCCCACAAGACAUUCACCACUACCUCAUCUCUGUCUUUGAGGAUUUCAAAACCAACGCUCAGUCCUCUCCGGAAUUAAUGAGUUGUGAGUACAAUGUUUACUCGGCUCUUAUACUGGCAUUGAUCGCCAACGGCAACUUGUCUUUGGCGACAAAGUUUUUAGAUGACAUAUUGGUAGACUACAAGUCGUCCCUACAAGCAUCUGAUAAAAACAUUGUUGUCGCUAAGCAAAAAGUUUCGGCUCUCAUCUCCGUCUACCUCGAGGCUAUCACAUCGAGUGGCAAAGCAGGCGAUUUGCACAAGGCUUACAAUCUCAUGAACAAGUUUAACGAUGUUCCUUACCUUCCAGAGUUUUCCACUCAGCUUUACAAUAAGCUUAUUGCCCUUUUCAUCAAUGAGUAUUCCAUGCUUGAAAUGCUGAGACGUGCCUCGAGUGACCAAACGAUACUGAAACAACAAAAGGACGUCUACAGUAUCAUCUGGAAUCUAUACGAAAAGGUUGCGAUCAGAUCUGAUUAUCAAAAUAACAUGUAUGACGCAACGAUAUAUCCCAAGAAGUUUGCGAAUUGCAGGGAGUAUUUGUUGACGUUGAGCAUUGAUUUAGGUGAUUAUAGCAAAGCACACCGCUUGAUGAAGGAGAUUCUUGCGAAGGAUCAUUUGAUAGGUGAUUGGAACGUGUCGAAGAAAUUGGUAUUGUUUCUCAUCAACACUGCGCAGGUUUCAGGAAAUGGCGAGUACAUUCAUCUUUGUUGGACACUUUUGGAACAACAGGCAGCUCGUCAUGUCCAUGAUUCAAGUAUUUUGAAUGCUUUCGUCAGUGAGCACUUGCCCUACUUGGUUAACAUUGUUUCGGAAUUCAACUUUGAGAGAUUAAUCAACUCGAAGAUGGUGAUUGAUUCAUUCGCCAAGUUUGAUCUCUCUAAGGACAACAUUUAUGGCCUCAUGACCAUAAUGACGUACCUUGUUAACAUCGCAGGCUCGAGAGAAGUGUCAUCUGAGGCAAAGCUGAGAAUUUUGCAAUACCAAGCGCACCUCUUGAAAGAAUUUGAAGACACUGAGAACCACUACUUGCAGCUUUCGGAAGAGCUUCUUCAAUUCAAACACAAUUUGAUAAACUCUUUCACUUACUUGAUUGCGUCAUCAACUACGUUAACCAUCACCAACGAAAUAACGGACGUCUGUGAGAUACUCGGAAUCGUUGCCCCCAGCAGUGGGCUGAGUAAAGCGGUGAUCUCUAUGGACUAUUCACAUAUCCUCGCUAUCAAUUAUCUUAAAGGUGUGGAGAAUUUCGAAGGUGCUUUCAAGGCAGGUUUCAACUUCAAUGCCCUCACUUGGAAACUCAUCAUCAACAGAAAUUACGUGGUUGAAUCGUUAUGCAAGGAAAGGGUUAUGAAGAUUGAGGAGUUUGUCGCGAGACUUUUAGGUCUGUCUUUGGAGCUUUAUGAAAAACAUGCCUUGUUGUGCUCCCUUAUUUCCUUAGGUCAUGAGAAGGUGAAUAUCGAAGUUUUCAAAAGCUUACUUAAAGGAGAUGAGAGUGGAGCGCUUGAGAACAGCCGUGUGUUGGAUGCCCUUGCAUCAUUUUCUCAAGACACUAACAAUUCAUAUUUCUUGAGCAUUUUCGAAGGUGCAUUUCAAAGGCUUCUUGAAGGCUGUGACAACAAUGAAUGGGCAUCCAAGUUUAUGUUCAAACUUUCAAGCAUUGGCAAACUGAAGGAGGUUGUGAAUGUUGUGUCGCAAGAACGUAUCAAGAAGCUCAGUCUUACAACAGAGGGGGAUAUCAACUUUUUGGCCUCCCUUCUUACGUGCCACAUUGCCUUGAACAAUGACAACGAGGUGAUGGCUAUAAUGAAAACUUUCUUUUCGGAUAAAGAAGGAAACAAGCAUUUGAUGGAAUCAAAUGAAUUAUUGACGAUUGUGGUCGACUUCUACAUUUCUAGAGGUAACUACGCAAUCGUCGUAGACCGUUUUGGCAAAUUGGCGAAGCGGUCGGUGGCUUUAAACGAACGGGUGAAAUUUGCCAGUUUCAUGAUGCAGAUGACAGGAGAAACUCCCACUAAGCAGGACAGCACUGACCAUGAUGUGGCUACAUUUGCGAUCAGUCUUCUCUCUCAGCAUGAUGUGGGUAGUAUGAACAAGCUUUUUGAGCUGAACUCAAAGUUUCUGCGCACCGCAGGUGCAAUUUUCGAAAGCAUGGUUGAGCACUUGACUGCUGCGUCGAGACUAACCACAGACUCGCGUGCAGUCCGAGCCAAGUUUGAAGCUGUUAUCAGACUUUGCAAGACGAUGCGCUUGAAGGAGUUGGCGGUGGAUCACCUUGUUAAUGUGAUUCGUCUCCUCGGACUCAUGGACGCUCGUGACUUGUUGAACGUUCUUGUCAAUAAGUUCGUUAACCGAGGAGAGACAGCGUCGAUUGUCAACCUCUACUUUUUGCAAAUUAGGGUCACCUCAGCCCACGAAGCCAGCGUGCUCAAGAGAGAAUUUGAGUCGGCUUUACAAAGGGUCGGUGACAAAAUCAACCUAGCGAGGCUAGCACAAGCAUAG